AUUCAUAUCACUUCCCCCUGGGAUUGCACGUCGCAGGAGAGCUUAUCUUCCCACCAAUGGUCGUAACUAACCAAUGAUAAUGUCGACCGUUCUCCCUCCCUCUCUUCCUCUCUCCCCUCCCUCUUCCCGCCAAAACCAACUACCUUCCUUCCAAAACCGCCCUUUCCAAUUUCCUCCGUCCAUCACCUCCAAACCACCAACCCCACCCUCAUCAUGGAUAGAGACCCUCCGCUCCCACACCCGAUCCAACCGUUUCCAAGAAGCUCUCUCUGUUUACAUGGAAAUGAUCUCCGCCGGCAUCCCGCCCGACAACUUCGCCUUCCCUGCAGCCCUCAAAUCCGCCACAGGUCUCCACGACCUGAAUUCCGGGAAGCAGCUCCAUGCCGCCGCUGUCAAAUACGGCUACAGUUCAUCCUCCGUCACCGUUGCCAACACCCUCCUCUCAAUGUAUGGAAAAUGCGGUGAUCUUGGGGAUGUCUACCAGGUGUUCGAUAGAAUUCCUCACAGAGACCAAAUUUCUUGGAAUUCGAUGAUUGCGGCAUUAUGCCAGUCUGAGGAGUGGGGCCUUGCAUUGGAGGCAUUCCGUGUCAUGCAGGUGGAGCAGGUGGAGCCCAGCUCGUUCACACUCGUCAGUGUUGCCCUCGCUUGCUCGCAUUUGAACGGUUGGGAUGGGGUGCGGCUCGGAAAACAAAUUCAUGGGUAUGGGCUGCGGACCGGUUAUUUCUACUCUGAUGAUCGGACAUUCACAAGCAAUGCUCUGAUGGCAAUGUAUGCUAAGUUGGGAAGAGUGGAUGAUUCAUGCACAGUGUUCGAGCGGUUUGAUAAGCGGGACUUGGUUUCUUGGAACACGAUGAUUAGUUCAUACACUCAGAAUGAUCGUUUCGUGGAAGCAUUAGCUCUCCUACGUCACAUGACGCUCGCUGGGGUCAAGCCAGAUGGGGUCACGAUUGCGAGCGUGCUGCCAGCUUGCUCCCAUUUGGAGAUGUUAGAUUUUGGGAAGGAAAUCCAUGCCUUUGCCCUGAGGAACGAUAGCCUCUUUGAAAAUUCUUAUGUGGGCAGUGCGCUAGUUGACAUGUAUUGUAAUUGUGGGCGAGUUGAGAGUGGUCGUCUGGUGUUUGAUAGGAUUUCAGAAUGGAGGGUUGGGCUUUGGAAUGCUAUGAUCAGUGGGUAUGCACAAAAUGAGCUUGACAAGGAGGCUCUGAGGCUCUUCAUUCAGAUGGAAGCGGUUGCAGGUCUUUGUCCAAAUCCCACGACGAUGGCAAGCGUGCUGCCUGCUUGUGUGCGCUGCGAAGCAUUCUCCCGUAAAGAAGAUAUCCACGGGUAUGUGCUGAAGCGGGGCUUUGAGGGCGAUCGGUAUGUGCAGAAUGCUCUCAUGGACAUGUACUCUAGAGUGGGGAAAUUGGAAGUUUCACAAAAGAUCUUCCAAGGGAUGGAUGAUAGAGAUUUGGUUUCAUGGAACACAAUGAUCACGGGGUAUGUUAUAAAUGGGCGUCAUGACGAUGCGCUUCAUCUGCUAAGCGAAAUGCAGGUAGCAAUAAAAGCAAAGGAAGAAGGCAGUGGCAUUGGCAAUAAGGUUCCAUAUAAGCCGAAUUCGAUAACACUCAUGACUGUUCUUCCUGGAUGUGCAGUGCUAGCGGCCCUCGCAAAGGGGAAAGAGAUCCAUGCAUAUGCCAUUCGACAUGAAUUAGUCUCUGAUGUCACGGUGGGGAGUGCUCUGGUCGACAUGUAUGCGAAGAGCGGCUGCCUAGUGUUAUCAAGGAGGGUGUUUGAUCGGAUGCCCAAACGAAAUGUAAUCACAUGGAACGUCCUCAUCAUGGCUUAUGGGAUGCAUGGGCAUGGAGAGGAAGCGGUAGAGCUAUUCAAGGACAUGGCGACUAAGGAAGAAGUGAAGCCUAAUGAGGUCACAUACAUUGCACUCUUUGCCGCCUGCAGCCACUCUGGGAUGGUGAGCCAAGGGCUAGAGAUGUUCUCCAGGAUGAAAGAGGACAACGGCAUCGAACCUACACCAGACCACUACGCGUGCAUUGUGGAUCUACUCGGCCGGGCAGGGAAACUGGAGGAGGCCCACCAGCUCAUCACGACCAUGCCCUCUGGCACCUGUCGAGCAGGGGCAUGGAGUAGCUUGCUUGGGGCAUGUCGAAUACAUGGAGACGUAGAACUUGGGAAGAUCGCAGCCGAAAACCUCCUACAAUUAGAGCCGAAUGUGGCUAGCCACUACGUGCUCCUCUCGAACAUAUACGCAUCAGCUGGGCUUUGGGCUGAGGCAACGGAGGUGAGGAAGAACAUGAAGGAAAGUGGAGUGAAGAAAGAGCCCGGGUGCAGUUGGAUCGAGGCUGGGGACAAGGUGCACAAGUUCAUAGCUGGGGAUGGGUCCCAUCCGCAAAGUGCUGAGCUCCAUGGGCUUCUUGAGGAGUUAUCGGAGAGGAUGAAAAAGGAAGGUUAUGUGCCAGACACUUCGUGUGUCCUUCACAAUGUAGGGGAGGAGGAGAAAGAGUCGCUGUUGUGCGGACACAGCGAGAGGUUGGCCAUCGCAUUCGGCAUUCUUAACACCCCUCCAGGUGCAAUGAUUCGGGUCACCAAGAACCUUAGAGUCUGCAAUGAUUGUCAUGUGGCCACCAAGUACAUUUCAAAGAUCGUGGGGCGGGAGAUCAUGGUUAGGGACGUGCGACGGUUCCACCAUUUCAAGGAUGGAUCAUGUACAUGUGGAGAUUACUGGUGAGCUAUGAUCACUUGAAUAGAAAUGCAUAUUGGAAAUGAUGAAGGUAUGGAUUUUACAUGAGUAGAUGAUCGCUUGACAGACACUUAUUGCAUGAUACUUGUUACAUGGCGUAUGGAUCAGUCGAUCUAGAACAUCCAUCUCAUUAGCCCAGGUUUGAAAUUUGCAUUGAGGGGUGGUGUUGGACAUUAUAGAGGUGGCCUUCAAAUGGAAGUAAAAUAUGUAAAUGGUUAGACUUAAACAUUCAAUAGAGAAAAAGCGAUGGCUAUGAUUUUCUGUUCAAUUUGAUCCAUGUAAACUUUCAUGGAAGACAAUGAAUGGUUAGGAUUCUAGA
Molecule: messenger RNA, 3050 nt
Organism: Magnolia sinica
Lineage: Eukaryota; Viridiplantae; Streptophyta; Magnoliopsida; Magnoliales; Magnoliaceae
Product: pentatricopeptide repeat-containing protein At3g57430, chloroplastic-like
Exons: 1
Coding region: 74-2719 (881 amino acids)
Biological process (GO): RNA modification
Cellular component (GO): intracellular membrane-bounded organelle
Molecular function (GO): RNA binding; zinc ion binding; protein binding
Source: RefSeq, a predicted model, not a curated record